AUGCCUGCAACUCCGAAUAAGCUCAAUUUGGGCUUUGCUAAAAAUGCUUACAACGUUUUUAGCAAUCGUAAUCCAAGCAAUAAUAAUGAGAAUCAGAUCGAACAGAAGACAGAACUGUUAGAGGGAACUCGGGGUAAUGGCUUGCUACAUCUCAAAAAUGGAGUCGACUAUAUCAAUCCUGGCGAAGAAGAUCAAAUGGAAAUUUAUGGAUAUCAAAAAAAUAAAAUUUAUACCAUAAUUACUUGGUUUUUUAUCAUCAUUACUGGUGGACUUUUGAGGCUAAUUUUCCAUUGGAUUCCUCAUUUAAUGCUACGAGCUACCCAUUCAAAGUGUUCUCUAGAAGAGGCUGAUACUGUCUUGCUUGUGGAGCGAUUCCAGGGCAAGCAUGCAUAUUAUCACGUUAAAAAAUUAAGGACAAUGACAAUUCAAGAUGUUACAAAGAAUGCUGUAGAUAGUGAUACACUGAUUGAUGAACCCUGGGCAAGCUCUGGAAGCUUUGGUUCAAUUAGUUUUAAUAAUAUUGUUGAAAAUGAUGAAUCUUCAAAACUUUCAAUUCACCUCUAUGGAGGACACUUUAAACAAGUAUCAUCUAUUAUAACUUUUAGUUGUAAAAAAUUGACAUAUGUUUGGGAUACAGAAAGAUCUGAAUUCAUGAAAUUAGCUGGUUUAGAUGUUGGAGUUUCAACAUGUACAUUACAUCAAAUGCAUGGCUUAAGUUCUCGAGAACAAUUUCUUCGACGAAGUGUUUACGGAAAUAAUGAAAUAGUCGUUCCUGUAAAUAGUUUUUUACGUUUACUUUGUCUUGAAGCAUUGAAUCCAUUCUACGUCUUCCAACUUUUUAGUUUUUGUUUGUGGAUUGCUGAUGAUUAUUAUUAUUAUGGAUUAGCUAUAAUGACAAUGUCUUGUUUUGGAAUAACAAUGGCAGUCUUCCAGACUCGUAGAAACCAACAAAAAUUGAGUUCAACAGUUCAUUCAUCUGAUGUGGCAAUAGUAAUGCGUGAUAGAACAACGGGAAAAACUGAUUCUGUAACAGCUGAACGUCUUGUACCUGGUGAUAUAUUGGUAAUUCCACCUCACGGUUGUUUAAUGCCCUGUGAUGCGGUUUUACUCACGGGCAACUGUAUUCUAAAUGAAUCAAUGCUCACAGGAGAAUCAGUUCCAGUAACCAAAACUCCAAUACCUUCAUCUACAGAAAUAACUUAUGAUACAAAAGAACACGCACGUCAUACGCUAUUUUGUGGCACAAAAAUUAUACAAACUCGAUAUUUUGGAGGGGAAAAUGUUCUUGCUGUUGUUGUAAGAACUGGAUUUAAUACCAGUAAAGGUGGUUUAGUACGUUCCAUUAUGUAUCCACCUCCAGUAGAUUUUAAAUUUGAACAGGAUUCCUAUAAAUUUGUUGUAUUAUUAGCUUGUAUUGCGAGUAUAGGCGCUAUUUAUACUAUCAUUAACAAAACAAUGCGUGGAAUAUCUGCUCGAGAUGUUGCUUUAGAAGCUCUGGAUUUAAUAACUAUUGUAGUUCCCCCAGCAUUACCAGCUGCUAUGACAGUAGGUCGAUUAGUGGCUCAAGGUAGGCUGGAGAAAAAGAAAAUUUAUUGCACCAGUCCACGAGCCAUCAAUAUUUCAGGUUCUAUUGAUUGUAUAUGUUUUGAUAAAACUGGAACGUUAACUGAGGAUGGACUUGACAUGUGGGGAGUAGUUCCAGCUAGUGAGAAAAAAUUCCAAAUUCCAAUUAAAAAUGUCACUACUAUAUCAGCUGGAGAUUUAUUAUUCGGUAUGGUUACUUGUCAUAGUAUUACCAUUAUUGAUGGUCAGCUUGUUGGUGAUCCGUUAGAUUUGAAAAUGUUUGAAUCAACUGGCUGGAACUUAGAAGAACCUGAUGUAUCCGAUAAUACUAAAUUCUCUUUGAUGUUUCCAACUAUUGUAAAACCCCCACGAGAUUCAAAACUUCUACAAACUCCGCAUCAUGAAAUUUCUGGUAUAUCUAAUGGAAGACAUAAUUCCAUUACUUCAGAAGUAGAAAACCUUUCUUUAAAUAAUUUAGCAGCAUCUGAUGCAGAAUUAGCAGAGCAAGGAUUGGAAAUUGGUAUAGUUCGACAGUUUCCUUUCACUUCAAGUUUACAACGUAUGAGCGUUAUCACCAGAAUACUUGGCGCAAAUCAUUAUGAUCUUUUUUGUAAAGGAAGUCCUGAAAUGAUUCACAGCCUGUCAAAGCCACAAUCUAUACCUCCAGACUUCACUUCAGUUCUCCAAGAGUAUACGUCAGAAGGUUACCGAGUUAUAGCUAUAGGCCAUAAAUCACUGAAUAGAUUAACUUACGCGAAAGUUCAACGAAUAAACCGUGAAGUAGCAGAGACAGACUUAACUUUUCUUGGAUUUGUAAUUCUGGAAAACCGUUUGAAGAUGGAAACAACUCCAGUUAUUGAAGCUCUAAAUCGUGCAUCUAUCAAGACUGUUAUGGUGACAGGUGAUAAUAUACAAACAGCUCUUUCUGUAGCUCGAGACUGUGGAAUAGUGAAGCCAGAAAUGCCUGUGAUAGCAGUGACAGCUAUACCUCUCGCAAAUCAACCAAAGCCUGGACUUUAUUUUACCAAAAGUAGUCCUCAGAGUCCAAUGUCACCAAAUCUUCAAAAUAGUAUCAGUGAAAUGACAGAUUUAAACAGCAUAGUGUCACUAGAGACUGUAGAAAGCGGAUUUGUUGGUAAUGUUCGUACUAAUGGUGUCAACUAUCUCUCUGAUAAUGUCCAAAAAAUUUCAGCUUAUAAAUACGUUUUUGCAUUAACUGGGAAAACUUGGGCAUUAAUUAAACAGUAUUAUCCAGAUUUGAUAGCAAAAAUAGCCACUAGAGGAGCUAUUUUUGCUCGAAUGUCACCUGAUCAAAAACAACAAUUAGUUCAAGAGCUUCAAGGACUUGGUUAUUAUGUUGCUAUGGUUGGAGAUGGUGCUAACGAUUGUGGAGCACUGAAGGCCGCGCACACUGGAAUUUCACUGUCUGAUACAGAAUCAUCAGUAGCCUCGCCAUUUACAUCUAGAGAAACAAAUAUCUCAUGUCUUCUAUCCGUAAUCCGUGAAGGACGGGCAGCUUUAGUCACAUCUUUUGGUAUAUUCAAGUAUAUGGCAGCAUAUUCUUUAACUCAAUUCGUUUCGGUCAUGAUUUUAUAUCAUAUAGACUCUAACUUAACUGAUUUUGAGUUUUUGUACAUUGAUUUAUUUAUUAUUUCGGUUUUCGCUUUCUUUUUCCCAAGGACUCGUGCUUAUGACGGUCCUUUAGUAAAAGAUGCUCCACCUACAAGUUUGAUCUCAAUAUCAUCAAUUCUUAGUUUAUUCUCUCAAAUCAUUAUUGUCACUAUAUUUCAGUAUUUAAGUUAUUGGUAUCUUCAACAAAAUGAAUGGUUUGAACCAUUUGAUUUGUCCAGUCGCAAAGAUAAAGAUGACGUGUCAUGUUAUGAAAAUUAUACCCUUUUUAUUAUUAGUUCAAUACAAUAUAUAAUUUUAGCUGCUGCAUUUUCUAAAGGACACCCUUAUCGGAAAUCAAUAUUUACUAAUUAUGGUUUGUUAGGGUCGUUUAUUUUAAUGUCUUUAUUUUCAGUUUACUUGGCCAUUUAUCCUUUUGAAUGGCUAGCACAACAGUUUGAAUUAGUUUUACCAGAAGAUAUGAAUUUCAGAAUAAUGUUAGUUGUUUAUGGAGCAAUUAAUUUUGUCCUUUCUCUGAUUAUUGAAAAGUUUUUCAUUGAAUACUUGGUGUUCUCUAAAUUGCGGUAUCAUUGGCAUAAUGUUGAUAAAUCAAAAAAGAAAUUUUUGGCAAUUGAACGAGAUUUAGGAAGAAAUUUAAAAUGGCCACCAAUAACUGAUGAACCAUUGCCAGAAACUGCACCAGAUUUAUUAUUGAGACAAACUACAGUGACAGAAGUUAAAAUUGAGAAAAAAAUUGAGAGAAAUGACUCAAUAUCUGAUUCUAGGUUUUUAAAUAGUCCUACCUCGGUCCAAAAAUUUGGAUCAGCACGUGAAGUAACUUUAAAUCCUCAAUGUCUUAUUAAUGAUCGUCGAAAUACAGUUUCAAUGCAAACAGUGCCAAUUAGUUUUGAAGAUCAGGAAUUGAAUCGAGUUAGAAGAGGACGUUUGAUACGUGAAGUAGAUUUGACACCUAAAAGAAGACAUAAUUCUGAAUCGGAAAAUGGUGGAGUUGAUAGUGAGAAUAAUUAUCGAUUAACGAAAAUGAAUCCUAUCGCAACACUACCAAGAAAUUCAAUGAUAAAUCAAACACAAAAUAAACUUAAAGAUAAUACGAGAACUAAUAAAGAUCAAGACUAUCGUAAAGGUACUCAAAGUGUAUUAGAAAUGGAUGUUUUGCCAUCUUGAGAUGAGGCUUUUCCCUUUGUUUUUCUAACGAAGGUUUAUAAAAAAUUAAUAAUAAUUGGUGUAGGUACUUUAUUGAAAAUUUGCACAGGAUGCAGUUGACUUUAGCAUUUAAUUUAAAAAAAAAUGUUAAAUAUAUGAAUAUAUAUACAUAAAAUGCAAUUAUUAGUUAUCCUAAUUAUUUAAUAAGUUAAUCUUUUAAUAAAUUGAAAAAUAAUUGAAUUACUUAACUAAGAAAGAGAAUCAAUUUUUGAUAGUUAAAUCAUUUUUAUCAUGCUGUGAAAGUGAAAAUAUUAUUUAUUGUAUAGAAAAGAAAAUUUUUUGAGUUUUUUUUUUACUCAAAAUAGAUACUAUAGUAUUAAAUAUAUCAAUUAUUUCAGUAGAAAUCUCACUGAGUUAUCAAGUAUUAUUAUACUUAUUUACAAAAAAAUGAACAAAUUACAUGGGUUCAAUUU
This is a messenger RNA of Chelonus insularis, 4808 nucleotides long. It is a transcript of the gene anne, whose product is annotated as anne boleyn. The coding region runs from base 1 to 4356 and encodes 1451 amino acids. NCBI's taxonomy places the organism in Eukaryota, Metazoa, Arthropoda, Insecta, Hymenoptera, Braconidae. The record is from RefSeq and is a predicted model, not a curated record. The transcript is spliced from 6 exons. Gene Ontology annotation, molecular function: ATPase-coupled monoatomic cation transmembrane transporter activity; P-type transmembrane transporter activity; ATP hydrolysis activity. Gene Ontology annotation, biological process: polyamine transmembrane transport; intracellular calcium ion homeostasis. Gene Ontology annotation, cellular component: membrane.